AAAGAGGAAAAAAGUAUCAAUCCUAUAGAGAGAGGGAGGAGAGAGAUGUAGAGAAUCCCACUUUACAGCGUACUCCCGUUCUAUUUUUAGGGUUUAAAACUGAUUUUGUUCCUCUCUGUUCACUUUCCCGCGGGUAAAAACCCCUGAUCUCAACCAUUCGUAUGCUCUCACUAAUAAAGAAGAAAUGGCUUUGGAAGUAACACAAAUCCUUUUAAAUGCCCAAUCUGUGGAUGGUACACUGAGGAAACAAGCGGAAGAAACGUUGAAUCAGUUUCUACAGACCAACCUACAAUCGUUUCUUAUCUCCCUCUCUGCAGAGCUAGCUAACAAUGAUAAACCCAUAGAGAGUCGUAAGCUUGCUGGUCUAAUGCUAAAAAAUGCUCUUGAUGCCAAAGACCAUAUUAGAAAGGCAGAACUAGCAAGAAGAUGGUUAUCAAUUGAUAAAUCAGUGAAGGAUCAGAUCAAAGUGUGCUUGCUUCAAACGCUUUCUUCCCCAAUUGCUGAUGCACGCUCUACCUCUUCGCAAGUAGUAGCCAAGGUAGCCACAAUUGAAUUACCCCAAAAUCAAUGGCCUGAACUUAUAAGUACCCUGUUGUUAAAUAUGGGAAGCCCACAAGUCCAAGCACCUACCCACCUUAAGCAGGCAACUUUAGAAACACUUGGUUACUUAUGUGAAGAAGUAUCCUCUGAUGUUAUUGCUCAGGAUCAAAUUAAUUCUAUUCUUACAGCUGUUGUCCAAGGAAUGAACAUUGAAAAGAAUAACGAAGUGAAGCUUGCUGCUACACGUGCUUUAUAUAAUGCUUUGGGAUUUGCUCACUCCAACUUUGAGAACAACAUGGAGAGAGACUAUAUUAUUAGAGUUGUUUGUGAGGCGACACAAUCCACUGAGAUAAAGACGAGGCAGGCAGCCUUUGAGUGCUUGGUUUCUAUCUCUUCUUUAUAUUAUGAUAAACUCUCUCCAUACAUGCAGAAUGCAUUGCUACCCAUAACAGUGAAGGCUGUGAGAGAAGAUGAAGAGCAAGUUGCACUGCAAGCCAUUGAAUUUUGGAGCUCAAUAUGUGAUGAGGAGAUUGAAAUUCAGGAGGAUUAUGGGGGAGAUUUUAGUGGGGAUUCUGAUCUUCCUUGCUUUUACUUUAUCAAGCAAGCUCUCCCAACUUUGGUUCCCAUGCUUUUAGAGACACUCUUGAAGCAAGAGGAGGAUCAGGACCAGGAUGAAGGGGCUUGGAAUCUGGCAAUGGCAGGUGGAACUUGCUUGGGCUUGGUUGCUCGAACCGUAGGUGAUGACAUUGUCCCUUUAGUCAUGCCCUUUGUUGAGCAAAACAUAGCGAAACCAGAUUGGAGACAGAGAGAGGCUGCUACUUAUGCCUUUGGUUCUAUAUUGGAGGGACCGUCGCCAGAUAAGCUAGCUCCCCUUGUUAAUGUUGCCCUAAAUUUCAUACUUAAUGCCAUGAAAGACGUUAAUAAUCAUGUCAAGGAUACCACAGCAUGGACAUUAGGGAGGAUUUUUGAGUUUUUGCAUGGACCCAACAUUGGUACCGCAAUUAUAACUGAAGUGAACAUCCACCACAUUCUUUCGGUUUUGAUUGAGGGCAUGAAAGAUGUCCCCAAUGUCGCUGAAAAGAGCUGUGGUGCCCUCUACUUUCUUGCACAAGGUUAUGAGGAUGGGGGAAGUGCUUCUUCCCCUUUGUUACCCUAUUUUGAGAAUAUUGUUCAGGCUCUUCUUGUAGUUGCUCAUAGGGAUGAUGCCAAUGACUCUAGGCUUAGGACCUCGGCUUAUGAGACAUUGAAUGAGGUGGUGAGAUGCUCGACUGAGGAAGCAGCCCCAUUAGUCAUGCAACUGGUCCCAGUCUUGAUGUUCGAGCUGAGCUCAACGCUUGAUACCCCAAAGUUAUCUUCAGAAGAGAGAGAAAAACAAAACGAGCUUCAAGGCCUACUUUGUGGUUGCCUGCAAGUCAUAGUGCAGAAGUUGGGGGCUUCAGAAUCUACAAAAUAUGGCUUUAUGCAGCAUGCGAAUCACUUGAUGAAUCUUUUCUUUAGGGUUUUUGCCUGCCGAAAUGCCACUGUCCAUGAGGAGGCCAUGCUUGCAAUAGGUGCAUUGGCAUAUGCUAUUGGCCAAGAGUUCUUAAAAUAUAUGCCUGAUUUUUAUCGUUAUUUGGAGAUAGGUCUUCAGAAUUUCGAAGAAUAUCAGGUGUGUGCCAUUACUGUGGGGGUAGUGGGUGAUAUUUGUCGUGCCCUUGAUGAUAAGAUCCUUCUAUAUUGUGAUGGCAUUAUGAUGCAGCUUCUUAAGGCUUUGUCGAGCAACCAAUUGCACCGAUCUGUGAAACCACCUAUCUUUUCGUGCUUUGGAGAUAUUGCUUUGGCCAUAGGCGAGAGUUUUGAGAAAUAUCUGAUCUAUGCUAUGCCCAUGCUCCAAAGUGCAGCAGAGCUAACAGCUCAGGCCACAAGUGUUGAUGAUGAGAUGAUCGAGUAUACUAGCCAAUUGAGAAAUGGGAUAUUGGAAGCUUACUCAGGGAUUUUUCAAGGUUUUAAGAAUUCGUCCAAGACUGGGCUGAUGACACCUUAUUCUCCUUACAUUCUUCAGUUCUUGGAGAGCAUUUAUCAAAUAAAGGACAUGGAGGAUCUGGUCACCAAAGCUGCUGUUGGAGUUCUCGGCGACCUAGUGGAUACAUUGGAUUCUAGUGCUGUUCCAUUGUUGCGCCAAUCUGUGUUUUACAAAGAUUUUGUGGACGAGUGCCUGUCUUCUGAUGAUCCUCAGAUCAAAGAAACUGCUGAGUGGGUACAACACACUAUUAACAGAGUUGUUUCAGGUUAAAGCAGGGGUUCAAAAGAUGGAUGUGUAUAUAUGUGUUCAUAAUUUACACCAUAUGGGAAUGCCAGCUGUUCUCGAAGAUUCUAUCUUAUGAAAACUGUUUGUCAGUUCUACUAAUGGUUGAUGGGUCUUCAGAUUUUGGAUUUGGGUUUUGGUCAAGAGGAUCUGGGUACGAAUUCCACCCCUCUGCUAAUCUUCUUUCCACUUUGUUGGUUAUUGGUGUUGGGUUUUGGUCAAGAGGAUCUGGGUAUGAAGCCCGUGGUUGAUCUUCACGCUCUUCCUCAUUUAUUGAAGUUGGGCUUUCGUCAAGACGAUAUGGGAAUGAAGCUCGUGCAAUGCUGAUAUUAAUACUCUCCGUAAGAUAUUGUAGUUGGGUUUUGGUCAAGAGGAUCUGUGUAUGAAACCAUCGGUUAUACUCUCUUCCUCAGUUAUUGGAGUUGGGUUUUGGUGAAGUUGAUGUGAGAAUGAAGCUUGUGCCUCUCCCGACCUUUACUCUCUUCCCCACUUAUUGGAGUUGGGUUUUGGUCAUUUGGAUGAAGCUCGUGCUUCUUCUAAUCAUUUAGCCUUUCUUUAUCAGUUUGGAUCUGGAUUUUGGUCAAGAGGAUCUGGUGCUUGGUAUUGGAAUUGGGGUUUGUUCAAGAGGAUUUAAUGAACAGUCAUGCAUCCUCUCCUAAUCUCCAUCUCUUUCUCAGUUAUCGGGUUAUGUUUUAUCCAAAAGUGUAUUUGAGGACAAAGGUCCAUAAUCUUAUCUCUGUUCACAGUUAUUGGUUUUGGAUUUGAUCAAGAGGCUCUGCACAUGAAGUCCAUGCUUCUGCUAAUCUCUCUAUGUCGUCUUCUUCUGCUUCUUCUUCUUCGCCUCUCUCUUUCUCUCUCUCUCUCCAGCUACACCCUAGAACUCCUAAAGGCAGGCUACGAUGACAAAAAAGUACUGGUUCUUGAGCAUCCAUUUUUGGGUGGAAAUUAAGAAAUUGUCAGGUGAUUGAACAGAGGGAUGCAGAUUUUCGUUUCAACAUAUAUGAGCAUUUCGUUGAGCUUUGGUUCAAUCAUGACUUACUCAGAAGUUCAUGGUAAAUUUAUCUUUUUCCAUGUCAUUUUUUGUUUAUACUUGGUUUCCACCAUUUUGUUUAUAUAAUUGCUGGUGUUCUUUUUCUUGUGCUGUUGUUUUAGUGAUGUGUUGAGGAUUAUUGGCCUCAAGUUUUCUGAUCUGGAUGUUUUCCAGAUUCUAAGAUGCUUCAGUGUCAAAUUUUCUUUUCCCUUCAGUGAAUUUGUUAUUUUCUUUCAUUAUCCGUGUGGCCUUGUGACAUUAGGAUACAAAGUUUAAGGUGAUUUGCAAUUUUAUUGUUUGCUGUC
Molecule: messenger RNA, 4159 nt
Organism: Amborella trichopoda
Lineage: Eukaryota; Viridiplantae; Streptophyta; Magnoliopsida; Amborellales; Amborellaceae
Product: importin subunit beta-1
Biological process (GO): protein import into nucleus
Molecular function (GO): small GTPase binding
Source: RefSeq, a predicted model, not a curated record